ACGCGGAUGUCUACGCUUCGUUCGUGACGCCAACGCCAAGUGUUGGCAGCUUGCGCGCGUCGACGUUCGUGAGCGACGCCAACCGCACCGACGGCAUCGACGCCAUCACGCUCUGUGGCUCCCUUGGCGUCUUUCCCCGGGGCAUCAACGACACGUUUCACUUUUGCCGCCAGCCCAACACGCAGUUUGUCCAAGGUGCCCCGGGGUACCUCUACAUUGGCGUGUUUGGGUUCGCCGCUUCGCGCUUUACGAUUGCCGUCAAGCUCAACAAGUGCUCGAGCGAGAGCUGCUCCAACCACGGCACCUGCGGCAAGGUACCAGGAUCCUCGACGCCCGUCGGUGUUGUCUCGAAAGGGCUGCGCAGCACAACCGACUGCUUUGGCAACGGCGUCUGUACGGUCAAGACCAACGCGGAUGGCGUCGACCAGCCGACCUGUGUCUGUGACCCAGCAUACCACUACGACCGCCCGAACGACGCACAGAGUCUCUGCAAGGUCCCGAUUCCGUCCAUCUCGUACGUCGAGCACUACAACAGCUCGUUCGUGGUCUAUGCGCAGUCGUUGGACGAGCAGGUGGAUAUUGGGCAAUGGGCUCUCUAUACGAUCAACGUGCAGCCCAGCUGGACUUAUGUCCACGUCCAGCUCGACGCGGCCUCGGUCACCAGCGACGCACUGGUGCUGGUACGAAAAAACACGCUGCCGUCGCUGGACGUGACGCACCCGUACCCGGUCCAAGCGGCCGAUGCCGCCGCGUGGGCAUCGCAAGCCGGCACCCAGCGCAUCUUGCUGACGCGCGCGGCGUCGACACUCAGCGAUGGCCUUCUCUAUAUCGGUGUCUACAACACCCUCUAUGCACGGAGCUCGCUGGCCUUUUCGCUCAACGUCCAAGCCAAUAGCAGCUGCGUGAACGCAUCGCGCGUGUGCCCCGCGGCGACGUCGACGUGCUCACCUGCCCUCGAUGGUCUCUGUGCGUGUGCGACGGGCUACGGCGGAGCGUUUUGCGACCGCGGACCCAUAGCCCACCGUCGAGUGUGGCACAACGCGUCCGCGAUCAAUAUCUCAAUCCAACUCCACCCUGGGCAGUGGACGUACCUCACACUGGAUGUCCCUGAUCCCGACGUGGCGUUCAUCAAGGUGCAGCUGGGCAACAUUGACGCUGCGAUGCCGCUUCUGCUCGUGCGCGGACCUCUUGAAACGGGUUUACCAGCGCUGGACCUCGGCGCUUCCUUUGAUUUCGACGGUAUGGCCGCUGGCGCCACGUCGCAGACGGUCGUGGUGCCUGUCUCGACGGCGUGCAGCGGGCCCACGUGCUACAAGAUCGCCGUCUACAACAAGCGGUUCGCGGCCGAUAUCCUCCACGCUCAGCUCUCGGUGCAGCCUUUGGCAGCCCUCUCCGAGGUGUACCCGUCACCGACUUGUGGCGGCAACGGCGAUGUGACCAUUUGCGGUGGUCGGGGGACCUGCCUCGACAGCAAGGACGGUCCGAGCUGCAGCUGCAAGAACGGCUGGCACGGACUCACGUGCGAAAGCCCGAAUCCCAUGGAUAUGGGCGCGCUGUGGUAUGCAUCCGAGAACGCGUCGUUGCUCUGCAGCGUGUGUACGUCAACAUUUUCCCUGCCCAACGAUGGCGGCGCUCUCUUUACGCUGCCGCAGUCGAUGCAGCCCAACACGGGCAUUCAGCUGCGCGUGACCAACCUCGAUGGCGUCUCCCCCAGCGUCUAUGUGGCCGAG
Molecule: messenger RNA, 1730 nt
Organism: Saprolegnia parasitica CBS 223.65
Lineage: Eukaryota; Oomycota; Saprolegniomycetes; Saprolegniales; Saprolegniaceae
Exons: 5
Molecular function (GO): Notch binding
Source: RefSeq, a predicted model, not a curated record